CCGAAUCUUGGUUCUCAGAGGGAGCUCGAGCUUGAGGAGGUUUGGAGUUGAACGGUACGAAGCUCCUAGUUUGGGGUUGACUGGCGCGGAGAUCGGUAACGCGGGUACCCAGAGCCUGCCAGGGUCGCGGACUCCGAGGUCCGGAGUGGGCGGGAAAGGGGCUAGCUCCGGGCGCACGGGCCCCGCCCCUUUCCGAGGGGGCUGGCCCGGAUUGGCUGUUCUUCCUCGACGUCAUGCGGCCCCGCCCCGGCGCGCGCCCGGCCGCGUGCCCACCCCCGCGCGGCUGCUGCAGCCUACGCUAGCUCCACCACAGCCUGUCCGCGGAGCGGGUGCCUGAGCCCCAGCGGCGAGGAGCUCGUCGUGGGGCUCCUGGGCCGCGGCGGCGGGCAGGCGAUGCUCCAGAGGCUCGAGCAGCCAUGGAGGCCGAGACGGGCGGCCUGGAGGAGCUGACGGAUGAGGAGAUGGCGGCUCUGGGCAAGGAGGAGCUGGUGCGGCGCCUGCGGCGAGAGGAGGCAGCGCGCCUGGCGGCUCUGGUGCAGCGCGGCCGCCUCAUGCAGGAGGUGAAUCGGCAGCUCCAGGGUCACCUGGGCGAGAUCCGCGAGCUCAAGCAGCUCAACCGGCGCCUGCAGGCCGAGAACCGCGAGCUGCGCGACCUCUGCUGCUUCCUGGACUCGGAGCGCCAGCGCGGGCGGCGCGCCGCUCGCCAGUGGCAGCUCUUCGGGACCCAAGCAUCCCGAGCCGUGCGCGAGGAUCUAGGCGGUUGUUGGCAGAAGCUGGCCGAGCUGGAAGGCCGCCAGGAGGAGCUGCUGCGGGAGAACCUGGCGCUUAAGGAGCUCUGCCUGGCGCUGGGCGAGGAGUGGGGCUCCCGCGGCGGCCCCGGCGGCUCGGGGGGCUCUGGCGCUGGGCCGACACCCGAGCUGGCCUUGCCCCCCUGCGGUCCCCGUGACCUGGGCGAUGGCAGCUCCAGUACCGGCAGCGUGGGCAGCCCCGAUCAGUUGCCCCUGGCCUGCUCCCCAGAUGAUUGAGGACACAGCUUCGCACCGACGCCCGCCCAGACUGCUCCUCAAACGCCAAGAUCGCGGUGGACCUCGGGACCCGGACGCCACCCCGGCUGCGCACGAGGGGCCGCUGACAUGGACUUAGAAACCCUAACACUGAGGAGGGCCCCUGACUCUCGCUGGCGGGGCAGCAGGGGCACUGGAGGCUGGAGCGGAGGGACUUGCUGGGGGCUGGGUGGAGGCUAAUAAACUGAGGCGGAAGCAGA
Hippopotamus amphibius kiboko is the source of this 1264-nucleotide messenger RNA. It is a transcript of the gene CCDC85B, whose product is annotated as coiled-coil domain containing 85B. Gene Ontology annotation, cellular component: nucleus. The record is from RefSeq and is a predicted model, not a curated record. The transcript has a single exon. Bases 417 to 1025 code for a protein of 202 amino acids. Gene Ontology annotation, biological process: negative regulation of DNA-templated transcription. NCBI's taxonomy places the organism in Eukaryota, Metazoa, Chordata, Mammalia, Artiodactyla, Hippopotamidae.